Molecule: messenger RNA, 1110 nt
Organism: Debaryomyces fabryi
Lineage: Eukaryota; Fungi; Ascomycota; Pichiomycetes; Serinales; Debaryomycetaceae
Gene: IPK2
Product: inositol polyphosphate multikinase
Exons: 1
Coding region: 1-1110 (369 amino acids)
Biological process (GO): phosphatidylinositol phosphate biosynthetic process; inositol phosphate biosynthetic process
Cellular component (GO): cytoplasm; nucleus
Molecular function (GO): inositol-1,4,5,6-tetrakisphosphate 3-kinase activity; inositol hexakisphosphate kinase activity
Source: RefSeq, a predicted model, not a curated record
AUGGAUAAUACGUUUGUCCCAUCAAAACAUCAAGCAGCUGGUCACGAUGGAUGUUUGAUUUCAAUUGGGGAUAAUUCUAUAUUUGCUAAGCUAACAAAUCAACAAGAGAUAGACUUUUACAAUGAAACUCAGUUAUUAUCACAAGACGAUGAAGAUCAGCCGUUGGGGAGCAAAUUGAUUGAUUGGAUGCCAGUCUUCAUGGGAACGUUAACACAGAGCGAUAUUACUAAACAUGACCCAAAUUCGCUUAUUAUGCCUGUGCUAAAUGAGGAUAAGAAGAGAGUGGAACAGAAAUUAGAAGGAGUUGAUAAGGAUUCAGAGGACGAUAAGCAGUAUAUUGUAUUACAGAAUUUAUACGGAGGAUACGUGAGUCCCAGCAUUUUGGACAUUAAAUUGGGAUCCAAGUUGUUCGAUGAAAAUGCUACUGCAGAGAAAGCAGAACGAUUGGGCAAGGUGAGUGACACAACCACCAGUGGGACCUUGAACUUUCGGAUUUGUGGCAUGAAGUUAUACAACGGGAGUCUGAAAAGAAUGCCUGCUGACGUGUUCGAUGGUAUGGAAAAGACUAUGAAGCUAAUUGCAGAUGAUGACGGAAAUGUCAAUUACAUAGAAUUUGACAAAUAUUUUGGCAGGACGUUAUCGAAAGAUAACGUCGCAGAUGGCUUGGCGUUGUUUUUCGAUCAAUUUGACAAUGCGUUCAUAAAACGAAAGCUUCUAGAAACGUUUCUCAAGAGACUCCAACUCUUGUACAAUUGUUUGUUAGACACUGAGGUACGGAUCAUAUCUGGUUCGCUAUUGUUCACAGUUGAAAACGACACACAUAAAUGGGAACCUGUCGUGGGUAACGAUGAAUUGUAUGAAUCACGAGAUUCACUAAUACGAUCAGAUUUCAUUGAUGAUGACGAUGAUGACGAUGAUGACGAUGAUGACAACCCAAACGAAGUGCAAGGCGAUCAAUCCACUAAUGAUGCAUCCCCUUUGAGUAGUCUUAACUUUAUUGAUUUUGCACAUGCAAAAUACACUAAAGGUAAGGGCUAUGAUGAAAAUAUCAUACUAGGUGUCGAAAACUUAAUAGCAAUAUUUGAAACGAUAUUGAAUCAAUGUAAAUAG